Messenger RNA from Bursaphelenchus okinawaensis, 2814 nucleotides. NCBI's taxonomy places the organism in Eukaryota, Metazoa, Nematoda, Chromadorea, Rhabditida, Aphelenchoididae. The record is from the annotation of a GenBank genome assembly.
AUGGCAACUGCUGGCAAAGUAAGUUAUUUACAAUAAUAUAAACGUAUAAUUGUUUGUCGCAAAAGUGCAGAACCGACAUGUUUAUGUUAAGCUGACCACGUACUUUUUGUACUCGGAAUGCUCUUUAAAUGUUCGUUGAUCUUGUCGUUCGUAUGUUUUGGAGGAAAAACAAAAUUUCAGUGAUUUUUAGAGUAAAGCAUUUUUUGGAAAUAGCGGCAUAUUUGGCACUGUUUUGCAACGACACAUUACUAGGUUUAAUACCUUUUAAGGGAAAAAUUUUUUAUAUCGGUGUACGUAAUGUAUUUAAAGUAAAAUGUAAUAAACCUACUUUCUCACCGUUUUUAAUUUCUAAAAAUAUUCCUAAAAACAACAUACAAUUACAUUUCUAGCCUAUUACAUGUCGUGCUAUGGUAGCAUGGGAGCCGAAGAAGCCCCUGAGUCUGGAAGAGAUCGAAGUCGCUCCACCAAAGGCUGGUGAAGUUCGAGUUCAGAUUCUGUACACCGCCUUAUGUCACACUGAUGUCUACACUCAGGAUGGUCACGAUCCGGAAGGCCGAUUCCCAUCGAUUUUGGGUCACGAAGGUGCUGGAGUCGUGGAAUCCGUCGGAAAUGGUGUGACAGAGUUCGAAGUCGGAGAUUAUGUCAUCCCAGUCUACGUACCACAAUGUCGCGAGUGCGAUUACUGUAAACAUCCCAAGACCAACUUGUGUCAGAAGAUUAGGUAUGAAAACGUUUUUAUUAGAUUUUAAGCGUUUUUGCUAAUUUUCAGGAUAAAAUGCGGUCUUGGCCCCAUUUUUUAUUUUCUUUUUGGCCAAGCUAAAAAACUGCCAGAUGAACUGUAUAUAAGAUUGAAGUAGUUCAAUAAAAACGUUAAAAAUCUUUUUUUAACUAAAGUUUUUUAGAAUCACCCAAGGACAAGGUGUCAUGCCCGAUGGUACUUCUCGUUUCACUUGCAAGGGCAAAGAACUGUACCACUUUAUGGGUACCAGUACCUUCAGUGAAUACACGGUUGUCGCCGCGAUCUCGCUGGCAAAAGUAAGCCUUUAUCAAUCAGACUUUUAUGUUUUAGAUCAGCAAAAAGGCCCCGUUAGACAAGGUCUGUCUGCUCGGUUGUGGUAUCCCUACUGGCUAUGGUGCCGCCCUCAAGACGUGUGGAGUGGAAAAGGGCUCCACUGUGGCCGUCUGGGGCCUUGGAGCCGUUGGUUUGGCCGUUAUUAUGGGCGCCAAAGUCGCCGGAGCAAAACAAAUUGUUGGUAUUGAUGUUUUGAACGAGAAAAAGGCUUUGGGUAGGUUUGGAAAGGGUGUUUACUCCUGAAUUUGUUGUUAUCAAUGAAGAAAUUGUUUCCAAACAACGUGAAGGAAAUGUUGCGGAAAGCAAAAAAUGUUUUGUUGCUAAAUAAUCAAACACAUUAAUUCAGUGUUUUGCCCGGACCGGUCCGGAGCGUUUUUCACCGGUCCGGUCCGGCGAUUUUUUGGGUCCAGUCCGGUCCAAACUUCAAAUUUUUGGGUCCGGUCCGCAAAAAAAAUUUUUUAAAUUUUUAAAAAAAGCAAGGAUCGCUAAAACUGCUUUCUUUUUGCUUAAAAACGCUAAAAAUAGGUUUUAUUUGCAAUUUUUAAAACAGUUUUCUUAAAAUAAAAAAAAAUUUUCUUCCGGACCGGUCCGGAGCUUUUUCUUCGGUCCGGGUCCGCAGGUUUUUGGGUCCGGUCCGCAAAAAUUCCUGUUUCGGUCCGUCCGGUCCGCACCGGACCCGUCCGCGGACCGGUCCGGCAAAACACUGCAUUAAUUAAAGUUAGAAAAAUAAGAAAUAAGGUUAUAAUCGGUAUUCAGCUGAGAAGUUCGGAGCUACAGACUUUGUCAACCCCAAGGAAGCACCUCAAGACAAGCCCUUCCAACAAUAUUUGGUGGACAAGUUUGAUGGAGGAUUUGACUACACCUUUGAAUGUAUCGGCAAUGUCAAUACCAUGGUAAGUUUUCGAAUUUUAAAAGUUUACUGAAUAUUACUGAAAGCUUUCAAAUAAAAAUAGUGUAAUAAGCAGUAGGUCAGACAAAAAAAGAAUCAAGGAGAUUUCAUUUAUUAUAAGAAAUGAUUGCUUUAAUAAAUGUUUACCUAAUUCAAUAUUUAAAAAAACAUUAUAAACUACCUAAACAUUUAUUAAAAUAAGAUAUAUACAUUAUAAUAUUAAUUAAAUGAGUAAUACAGUUAAGAUAAGUAUGACUUGAUUGCAGAGACAAGCUCUUGAAGCAGCACAUAAAGGAUGGGGAACGUCGUGUAUCAUUGGAGUCGCGGCUUCAGGCCAAGAGAUCUCAACUCGACCAUUCCAACUGGUCACUGGUCGCACGUGGAAGGGAACGGCGUUCGGUGGAUGGAAGAGUCGCGAUUCUGUUCCAAAACUGGUGGAUGACUACCUGGAUGGCACUUUGAUGAUCGAUGAGUUCAUCACACACAACUACGAUCUCCCCGACCUCAACAAAGCCAUCGACGUUCUGCACAAAGGAGAGAGGUAACUAUUUAAUAUUGUUAAAGGGGAUGAGGAAACAAUAUGGUAUGACUGGGACAAAGUUAGUUUAGGUAAAAGUUUAUGGGUAGUGAGAGUUAUCGCUAACUUUUUUGGCCAGUACAGACGGUACAGCUCAAAGGUGAGCCAUAUAUGACUAAUCAAGCUAAAAGUACUCGUAAGACACUAAAUCUUUGGCUUUGGGAAUGACCUUGGAUAGUUUUACAGCACCAAGACAACUAAAAUUGAGUUGACUAGUAUAAUACACUAAUUUUGAUACUUUUCAGUCUCCGUGCCGUUAUCAAGCUCUCCAAGUAG